AUGGCUUCUUUCAGUCUAGUGCCGAGGGACGGCGCAGACUUUCGUGCUACCAUGGAAUCGCUUCAGCUAAAUUUCGAGUUCUCUGAUGAUGUCUUGGAGGCCUUGGUCAAGCAGAAGAUCAAGAACCUCGAGGAAUUCCGUUACUUCUUCGAGUCGGAAGCAGAGAUAGGUCUCUGGGUUCAGAAGCUUUCCUUGGGAGACCAGCAGGCCCUGCAAACGGCACGCCUUCGCCGCACCUGGGCAGCCGUUAAGGUGUUCUUUCAGCACGCCGACGCAGGCCGGGUCAGGAUCUCAGAGUCGGACCUGGAUGACCUACUUGAUGAUAGCUCCCUGCGUGAUAUGAAGCAGCAGUUCUGGCGUCGCUACAAAACUAGGUUCCCACCAGAACUCUACCCAUCUGACGCUACGCUCUCGCGAGUGACGCGGGAGCUUAACAAAAGGAUGCUUUGUGUGUUCAGCGUCUGGAAAGUGAAGAGUCUCCAAUUUCAACUCGUGAGCGCCAGCAAGAAGCGCAAGCUUGGGGAUAACUUGUAUACCGAGGACCAGGAGCAAGAUGAGGCGGUUCCUCGGGACUGCGAGUCCUACUUGGACCGGUUGCAGAUUCUCCUCACUGCAUAUGCACUUGCCGGUGUCCAGGCGGUCGCGGGGUCUCCCCCCGCCAACGGCGAGAAUACCGUGGGGGCCGAUACCACCCAGUUCGUGCAUGCACCUUUGGAUGUGCUCAUGGAGUACUUCCAUCGUGCCAAGAGGUCGGUCUCGCAAGUGCAGGGGCCCAAGAGGCUUGCGUGGCUCCAGCACAAGGACACCGAAGAGCGGGCGGUUUGGGUCUCGAAGUUCAGGGAGUCGACCAAGACGCUUGGUGCCGUGGUUCGCGAGGUUCUCGACCUUCGCGAUGCGCACUGGAUACCUGUGCAAGCGAGCUCCGCGACUGAGUCGUUGUCUGCCUCUCCGGCGAAGCCUCCACAGGGAGGGGCCCCGCAGCCCCCCCCUAAGCCUUCUUCCUUCGCCUUGGGCAGGAGUGUCAACGGGAAGAAAGUGGCGCAGAUGAUGAAAGAUGGCAAACGACUAUGCCAGGAAUAUCAGGAGGGCCGUUGCGCGAAAGGCAAGCAAUGCCCCGAUCUGCAUCGAUGCGGCGUGGUUCUCAAGGGAGAGAGAGUCUGCGGAUCUGCCAAGCAUGGUGCUUCCUCCUGCAAGCAGAAGGCUCCUGCAUCGCCCACUUCGAUUCCCGUUAUGGCGGAUCUCUUUUCGGGACCCAACGCACCGCUUUCCAAAGCUUUUCUCUUUUGCGGCUGGCAGUGCUUGCCUGUGGAUCUCAAGAUUGAUUCGUCCCAUGACUUGGCUAACCCACUCAGGCAAGAGAGCUUGGCAGCACAGCUCCAGCAAGUCGAUUUCAUUGCGGCGGCCUUCGACUGCUCCACCAAGAGCCGCGCGCGGGCGAUCCCGCGCGCCUUUGAGGAUGGCAGGCCGGCACCUAGGCCGCUCCGGUCCGCUUCAUACCCAGAGGGACUGGGUGGGCUUAGCAAGACAGAGCAAGAGCGGUUGGACAAGGACAACCGGGCAUGUUCCUUUGUCCUUGACGCUAUCCAGCAGGCGGCCGAGAAGGGCGUCGGGUCAGUGCGCGAGAAUCCAGCCAACAGUUUGCAUUGGCUUCUCCCCCAGGAGGUGCAGUCGUUCCAGUCGGGGUUGUGGCAAGACAAACAUUAUGAUGCUUGCUGCUGGGGUGGUGCUCGCUACAAGCGCCAGCGACUUAGGCACAACUUGCAAGAGAUCGCAGACUGGCCGGCGAUUCAGUGCCACCAUAUCCAUGGCAAAGGCGAGUGGGAUCCUCAAUCCUUGGAUGGCCAGCACUGGUUCCCGUCGCAGGAGGAAGCGGAAUACACCGCUCCGCUCGCAUUCGCGAUUGCGGUGUCAGCCUCGUGGUGGGCUGCCAGAGUGGGCCGAGCUAAGUUGGCUGUCCCGAGGAUGCCGGUCCCGGGUUGCGUUGGUCGGCGAGAAGCGUGGACUAGCUUCGAUCCGCGGGCGCUGCGGGCCUGGGCGAUGGCACCCUUGGCUAUCUCCCUUGGGUUGACCCCGCCCUGCGAUGAGGAGGCAAAUCGGAUCCCACGCCGCAGGGCAGUGGCAGAGCUCCAGCGCGAUGACGGUUCGCUACCACCAGGGGCUAUCUACAUUGGUCAAGUCCAUCAUUCACAUCGCCUGCCGCGCACCAAAUGGGCUGCCCCCAUGGUGGCAGGGCACGAUUGCCCGUUCGACGAGUUCCUGCCACGUUACGUGCAGCACAUCAAGGACAACCUGGGCGACCAGCUUCCGGAGCUCUUUGGGAAAACCUUGGUGGUGGAUGAGAUCACCGCCUGGCCAUCGGAAGGCGAUGCCCUCGCGGGGCUCGUUUUCGAAGAGCUAUCGGACAGGAGCAAGGAAGCCAAGCCGUUGCAACGGAGGCCGCAGACCAAGAAGCGCAGGAGCGGCCAGCUUGGCCGUCCACUCCGGGCGCUUGGGAUGGCAGCGGCUCCGUUGGUGGAUGCGUCCCAAAUUUUCUCCUGCUACUUGCGGCAGGAAGAUGUCUUUGGGGCGGUGUGCAAGCUUUUUCCGGCAGAAUGGUUGGAAGGAGUUACCUUCCCUUUCCUUGAAGACUUAAUCAACGCUCCGCCGUUUGAUUUGUACACAAGUCAGCUCGUAUCUUCCAGCGUGCUGCGGGACAGCAAGCGGGCUCUUGCGCGCCUUCAUGAACCAGUUCCCACGGAGCGCGAGCCUAUCUUGGACCCCGAUCUUCGUUUUGCCGCCGACUUCACAGCAGCCAAUCGAACAGGUUUGCGAGCCUUACGCCAGAAAGCGGUCGGUGCAGUACAUGAGCUCAAGCGCAGAUGGGCCCCAGUCGAUGUCGCCUUGCGGCGCUUCCAGGCCCCUUCCCUGCGCCGUGUGACGGCUGCUCGGGAUAUUGGGCUGGUGGCGCUACUCGUUGUGCUCUUCUCCUGGCCUGACACGGCCCUGCCAUUCUCUCUGGUAGCGGGAAUGCCAGCGGUGGGUUUCGCGCCGUGUUACGGUGUCUUCCCACAGCUGCCUGCUUCUCACAUCUCCUUCGAGGAGGUGAUGGGUGACUGGCGGGCCCACAAUGCCCGGAUGCUGUCCAGGAUCGGACCGUCAAAGGACGACGUCUUCUUGCUGCAGCAAUCCACUAAAGAUUACGAGGCUGGGUUUUGCUCCCCGCCUCUCACCAAGUCCGCGCUGUUGAGUCAACUCAAGGGACGCCCUUACCGCCUGAUCCCACGCUGCGUGAUUACCCAGUCUUCUGGUAAACAGCGCAUUAUCGACAACGCGGACGUGGGUGGCCAAUCAGAGACGUCCCACGACUCCAACAAGCUGGUCCUUUGCAGUGCCUUGCGCCCGGGUCAGCACGCUCAGGCCAUUGUGGCGCGGGUCCCCCCUGAAGACCUCGAGGAGGCCAGGGAGAGUGAGGAGUCUCUGGCUUGCUUGGUGGUCUGGUGGCAUCACGAAUGGCAAGCGCCCGCCUACCAGAUCUAUGCCGGGCUGCUAUUUGGUCUUCCGUUGGCAGUGACAUCUUUCAACAGGUACAGUCGUUUCUCCGAGGCGGCCUCCCGAAGGCUCGCCCUCACAGUGGCUUCCUCCUACUUCGACGACUUCAACCUGCUCGAUUGGGCAUCGUCCAAAGGCUCGGGCCAGUGGGCCGUUGGGUCCAUCAAUGCCUUGUUGGGCACUGUCCCGAGGGUUCGUCACCUUUUGGGCGAGAGAGCGCCUCUUCGACAAAUGGCCGACCUCAUCGAGCAGGGCUCCCUGCGAGCGGGUCUCGCCUCCAAGAUGUUCGGCCUUAUGAACUGCGGGUACCCGUCGGGCCCUCCUGGCGGGUACCCGCCGGGCCCUCCUGGCGGGUACCCGCCGGGCCCUUGUACCCGCCGCCCCUUCCUGGCGGGUACCCGCGGGGCCCUCCUGGCGGGUACCGGGUACCCGCCGGCCUUUGUGGCGGGCACUGGCGGGUACUCGCCGGCCCUCCUGGCGGGUGCGGACAUGACGGACGGAGCCAUGCGGGAUGCUGCUGGCUUCGAUUGUGCUCGGCUUGGGGCUUGGUAUGCUUUGCGGUAUGCUUCAACUUCGGAGUUGAUUCGUCGAUGGGCCAUGUCCCCGUGGUCCAAGAGUUAUCCUCAGCAGAGUGAGCGGCUCACUGAGGGUGACUCUGAUCGUGCACUCGUUCUACCAGCUGCCAAAUCUGUGCAACCUUUGGACACCCGUAUGGAUGCUGUCGUAGAGUCGGAGUGUGCUGCACCGGCGGUGAAAGCCUUCAAGAGUCUGAAAUCCGAAUCCUCUGGUGACGGUGUCAUCCUAGACCUCAGUGAUGAGAAGCUGCCGAAGGGUCGUAAGGAGCAGGGUCGACAGAAGCGGCUUCGAGAUCUGGUCCAGAAAGAUGCUGGAAACAAAGAGGUCAGACCGCGGCUCACCCAGAAAGAUUACAAUCAUAUGGUCCGCUGUGUGAAAGAUCACGACGACCUGGGGGCUGAUCGGCGGAAACUCCAAGAGCUUCAACCGAAGUUGGCGAAGGCUCAACAGACGAUUUUAAUCUUGGAGAAGGCCUUAGAAAAGUUGAGGCGCUGA
Symbiodinium sp. CCMP2592 is the source of this 4599-nucleotide messenger RNA. The record is from the annotation of a GenBank genome assembly. NCBI's taxonomy places the organism in Eukaryota, Dinophyceae, Suessiales, Symbiodiniaceae.